UUACGGAGGAAGGCGCGGGGUCCUUGGGUACCUCCCGGCCACCUGUCAGUCGGUGGCCGGUCGCGAGCUCGACAACAACCCGCGCGCGUCCGUCCCAGCGGGAACGCAGAGUCAGUGCACGCACCGCUUUGUGCUGUCAGCGAGACGGUUACGGCGAAGCAGCUGGCAGCGACCGCCGCUGUCCGGUAGCUCUGCCAGGGUUCGCCGGCAUUGCGCUCCGCCGCGCGCAACGCCGCUGGCGACCGACCUGCUGCGGGGACAGCAGUCAUUGCUCGUGUGCGUGGAGCCGUGUCAGUGUGAGCAGGUGAUUAGUGGCUAGCGAUGGGCGGCGUGACCUGAUUGCUGGAAUGUCGUCGCCGUGCUACAGAGGCCCGCCCAGACCUGGCAACGCUGCCGCGCCUCAGCCGCCGGUCUCAGCGGCCGCCGCCACUGCCGUGCGUAGCUCGCCCACGGAGCUAAGAGAUGGCACCACCCGUAUCCCGGCCAGGUGCGGGGGCACGUACUCUCUGGCGUGCGCGCGUGUCUCCGUGUCGCCGGUGGGAGGCAGCCACGCGGCGAACGACGCGCCGCCCCGCGGAGGCGCGCCAAACAACGAGGCGGACUGCUGCUGCGGAGUGGCGCAGCUGUUGCACUCCCGGAUCCCCACAGCCACCGACACGGCCGCUAUUAAUAGGCGCGCCGGUAUCUUUAGCCGCAUAAAUAGUAGCGAAGCGGCGCGCGCUCAGCCAGUGUCGGAUCUGCAGCCUCGCGUCUACCGGUCGACGUUCGAAUGGUCGCGCCUCGGUGAGGCGGGCGCCGUCGCCGUCGCCACCGCCCCCGCCCCCGCCGCCCCCAGCGCGCGGCGCGUCGCCGUGCGGACCAAGCCGCAGCUCCCCGCGUCCCUGCGGCCGCCGGCCACCUGCACCUCUGCCCACGCCGCCCUCGACGUGGCCGACGACGAGCAGCCGCGGCCCGGCGCCGCGCGCCGCAACGCGCUGGACCGGCUGCAGCGCUUCCGGCUGGAGCGCUCUGGCCGGAGGAGCCCCGCCCCCUCCACCCCCGCCUCGGCCACCACCGCCGCCGGCAGUGCGCACGCGCAGAACCCGAGCGCGGCCCCGCCCCCCGCCCCUCCGCCGCACCGCAAGAAGCCGCGUACCAAGCACGCCAAGGCGGCCACCGCCGCCCCCUCGACACUCAAGCAACUGCCCGUCCCCGUUACCGCGGAGGAGAAGCCGGCAGCGUCCUCGCCCGAGGACGAUAUCUUCAACUGUGUUAACUUGCGCUUGCCGAAACCCGAACCCCGCACCAUCGUCGGGUCCUACAUCCAGAGAAGCAUCCCCAUAAGGAGCGCGUCCUUCUCGCAGGUGGACUUCUCGCCGUCGGACGGGAAGUAUAUCCGGUGCGUGGCGCGCGCCAGCCCGUACGCGUCGCCAGCUGCGGCACCGCCGCCUGCGGCUGUACCACCUCCGACGGCGGCAGGUGGUUCCCUGACGCUGCCGCGCAAGCGAGCGCCAGCUGCCGACCUAGCCGUGCCCUCUACCGAAGAGCAAGUCGCGGGAGGCUCCACUCCCUCCGUAGACUCGGCCGUCGGCUCCGACGAAGGCCUCGUCGCCCCCACCUCGACGAUAUCUUGCGGUAAGCCGCCUGACGGUACCGCCUCGUCCGAGGCCUCGCACAAGCCGUCCGGAGCGCGGUCUCUGACGUAUCCACUACCGAGGAGGGGCUCGCGAUCCGACGACGACAUUCCCUUCACGUCCAUCGACGGCAACGGGCUAAAGAGCCUGCUGUGCACUCCAUUGAGCUCCUGCGCCGUCCGAGAGCUGCCCGAAGUCGCCGAGGAGAGCGAAACGUCACUGACCGACAGCGGCGUGGCGGCCAACGUUAGCGAGUUAGGAGAUAAGCAGCACCCAGAUACGCCGCCCGCGCCCGACACGUCCGCUCCCACAGCUGACGCGGAUGCGGACGCGGCCUGCCACCAAUCGAUCGGAACCGAGCCGUCCGUUACCGACGAACACCGAGAACUACCUGACGCGUCUGGCGACGUACAAAUGCUACGAGGACGAUUCCGGUGA
This is a messenger RNA of Schistocerca gregaria, 2051 nucleotides long. Its product is annotated as transcription initiation factor TFIID subunit 4-like. The record is from RefSeq and is a predicted model, not a curated record. The coding region runs from base 348 to 2051 and encodes 567 amino acids. The transcript has 4 exons. NCBI's taxonomy places the organism in Eukaryota, Metazoa, Arthropoda, Insecta, Orthoptera, Acrididae.